Talaromyces stipitatus ATCC 10500 is the source of this 1622-nucleotide messenger RNA. RefSeq names its product RNase III domain protein. Gene Ontology annotation, biological process: mitochondrial translation; RNA processing. The transcript has 2 exons. Gene Ontology annotation, molecular function: ribonuclease III activity; structural constituent of ribosome. Bases 572 to 1207 code for a protein of 211 amino acids. Gene Ontology annotation, cellular component: mitochondrial large ribosomal subunit. Lineage: Eukaryota; Fungi; Ascomycota; Eurotiomycetes; Eurotiales; Trichocomaceae. The record is from RefSeq and is a predicted model, not a curated record.
AUCCAAACAAAGGAGAUUGCUUUGGAGAGGUAGCACUGGGCGCCUAUGCUGACGGCUGUUUAACAUUGACGGGACUCAAUUUGUGUAACUGAUUGAAGGUUGCUUCCAUUGUUAUAUGCUGUUACUGUUGCUCAGGCCUAAGAGGUUGCUGCACUUGACGAAAAUACGGUGUGAGUCGAGCAACCUUCCAGACGGUGCUGCUAGUCGGCAAUUCAUCAAUUGUACAGUGGCUCGUUGCAGUUCAGUUGCUGAGUCAAUGCUGGGCAUGCAAACUCACUCGCGUCCUCUUCCAUUCAGCAGAUAAAGAAAAGAAAGGAAGAGAAGAGACGAGAGUGAAAGGGGGGAGAAGACUGAGGGAAGAUUGCUCGGUGGUAUGCCGCUUGGCGCCUUCGGCCAGGCACUGACUAAAAUGGACUAGUGCGGAAACAAGAAUCUUUAGACUUUAGUUUCGUCCUUCGCAGGUGAGCAACGAACUUCAUUCACGAUAACUGGAAUACCUUUAUCUCUUUUCCCCUUCUGUGUCUACACCAGCAUUUGUCUGCCGCAGAAUUGCUGAGUCCUCUUCUACACAAUGACAACCAACAUCCCUCGCCAGACGAUACGAGUCCUCUCGUCACGAGCCCGCUCCUCCCUUAGACCAUCUUCCCUCUCCUCAUCGCAACGGGCAUUCUCCGUCUCAGCAUCUUGUGCAGGUGAGAAGAACCACGAGUAUGUGGAUAAGCCGCGCUGGUCUUACACUCCUCCCGGCAUGAAAGCGCCAUUCAGUCUGCGCCAAAUCGAUAGUAAACGACAGCCGUAUCAAGUAAACGAGGACCCGGCGGUCUUGGAUAGGUUUUAUAUCUCGUUAUUGGGUCCGGGUGGGGAUAAGAAGCUCUCGGAAGAGAUCAAAUGGUUGGCGGUCACUCAUAAGAGCUUUGAUCAGGGUCGCCGAGGUUUCAAUGACCGCCUAGCGCUGCUCGGUAAACGCAUUGUGCAGCUACAGGCAUCGUUGAAUCUCGUCCAGAAUCCGGAAAAUUACAAAACCAAUGUCCCGCCUCUGAGCCGCGCUGAUAAAGGAAAAGUCUUCAAUCAUCCUGCUCUAGAAGGCUUAGAAAACCUCACUUUGGAUAACCGCGGAUGGUUUACACAUAAGAUUAACUUGGCGAAAAUCGCAGAAAAGUACGAGCUGUUGAAGGUUCUCCGAUGGGCGCCGGUGAAGGUAAGUUAAGAGCUGGCUAUCUCCGUGUGUAUCUUGAGCUAAUAUUUGUGUUCAAAUUAGCCUGAUGAUUUGGAAGGCUCCGGUCUCAAUGUCGUUCUCACCCAUACGUUGUAUGCCAUCGUUGGAGCUAUCGCCCUCGAAAGAGGUGGCGUUGAAGCUAAUGAAUUCGCUCGACAACGGAUCUUAGCUCCCCAAGGAUUGGGGAGUGCGUGAUUGUUCAUGCGGUUAGGCUGUUAGCGAAGGAGCAUUCAAGGCGUUUAUGUGAAUUUCUUCAUCUUCUCAUGUAUUCAUAUUGUUUAUAUGUGGUUAUAUAUGGUUGUUUGCUUGAUUGGUUCUUUUACUGUCAAGAGGAAAUGUGUAGAACAGCAUACUGUAUUAUACGACUUCAAACUAGUCAUCAAAUAUAUACCUGCGUAAUUAGACC